UCAGACUGCAGCUGUCAAUCAAACUUUUGAAACCUGCAGUCUAACAUUCGUCUGUAGCAGCAGAAUUGUUUAAUCCUCCUUGUGCUUCACAAUCGUGUAGAGCACUCUCUUAAAAAUAUUUUUGCACAAUGGAAAAAGUAUUGUUCAUUAUAUUGGUGCUAAUAUUUUGCACUGCAGGGGAUUGUAAAAUGGAAAGAGAAUUAAAAAGCAAAAAUAUUUCGGAAGAAAUUUCAGACGAUGAUGAGACGUGCUCGAAAGGCUCGACAUCCUGGCUGGAUUUUCCCGCUGCUUUCAUGCAGAAUUCAAUGGAUAGCAUGUUCUCAUCUUGGAGUAAAAAAAGCACCGGUCCCACAUUUCUGUAUUUCUCGCGUAGAAAUGGACAAGAGCCUGACUACGUGACCAAUGCGAAUUUCACAUCGUGGAACUUGAAUGAAUACGACUUCGAUCCGAAGAUUAAAACCAUCUUUAUCAUCAGUGGAUUCAAAGAUAGCAACGCACCCUGGACGAGGAAACUAAAAGACGCCCUCAUUCUUCGAGAAGACUGCAACGUGUUCAUUGUAGAAUACGUACAACCAUCAGAAACAUACAGCGAUGCUUUCAAGAACAGCCCAGAAAUUGGAAAACAAGUGGCUAUUUUUAUUCAAAACCUUAGGAAGUCAAAACAUCUUGAUCUUCAACAUGUUCACAUCAUUGGGCAUAGCUUAGGAGCUCAAAUUGCUGGAUUCGCAGGACAGGAAAUCAAAAAGGCGGAGAAGCGGUCUCUUGGUAGAGUGACAGGUCUUGAUCCAGCCGGUCCAGGUUUUUACGACGCAACAUCUGAUCAGCGAUUAGAUGCGACAGACGCCUCCUUUGUGGACAUAAUCCACACAAAUAGGGGAUGCAAUCGCUUAGAAGGUUUCGGCUUCUCCGAUACCAGCGGUCACUUUGAUUUCUACCCCAACGGAGGACAGCUGCAGCCGGGCUGUUUGACGAGUUCUCAAUUUCUCGGCAAGAUGAACUUUUCCGUGACGAAAAGCGCAUUCAAAUAUCUUUUCGGAAAGUUGGAGCAGAUGGAAAAGCGAGUUGUGGAUCGUAUGUUGUGUAGUCACAUUAGGUCUUACGAGUUGUUCACAGCCAGUAUCUUGAACGGUGGGUGCAAGUUCCACUCUGUCCAGUGCUCCGGAUGGAAGCGCUAUGCGUCUGGUCAGUGCCAUGGCAAUGAUAAGGUCGCCAUGGGAUAUUACGCUGAUGAAUAUAAAGAUGAUGUGGAAAAUGUAAUCCCCAAGAAAUUUUAUCUCGAAACGACAGCUAAUCUACCCUAUUGCAAUUAGUAUAUGCAGAAAUGCAACAAAUUUCGAAAUUUUUAAUAAAAUGAAAUUUGCCUGA
Argiope bruennichi is the source of this 1365-nucleotide messenger RNA. RefSeq names its product pancreatic lipase-related protein 3-like. Gene Ontology annotation, biological process: lipid metabolic process. The coding region runs from base 129 to 1310 and encodes 393 amino acids. The record is from RefSeq and is a predicted model, not a curated record. The transcript is spliced from 7 exons. Gene Ontology annotation, molecular function: lipase activity. NCBI's taxonomy places the organism in Eukaryota, Metazoa, Arthropoda, Arachnida, Araneae, Araneidae.